Messenger RNA from Neoarthrinium moseri, 552 nucleotides. RefSeq lists its product as uncharacterized. The coding region runs from base 1 to 552 and encodes 183 amino acids. The transcript has a single exon. NCBI's taxonomy places the organism in Eukaryota, Fungi, Ascomycota, Sordariomycetes, Amphisphaeriales, Apiosporaceae. The record is from RefSeq and is a predicted model, not a curated record.
AUGGCAUCUCAACUUUCUCAAUCCGGCAUCGAUAGCCAUACGAUCGGCCUGGCGCUUCUGCGCCUCGCCCCCCUCUCCGUCUCCUCGGCCUCUCUGAUGUUCUCAUGGGCGCAGGAUCUCUUCAUCUCAGGCUUUGUGAACCCCAAGCUAGCCAACCACCCUGACCACUUGUCGGGCAAGCUGCUUCCAUACUACAUGCCUGGCGUAUGGAUCACAGGGACCACAGCCAUCUUCAUUGCGUACCCUGGCACCAUGCUCCUUGCGCUUGCCAACAGUGUGGGCAGAGGCGCCGUGGAAAAUCAGCUGGCCCGCCGCCUGUACCUUGCCGGCAGUGUCAUGAGCAUCGCUCACUUCUACUACGGCCUGCGCAGCAAGUCUCUUAUGGCAGCCAUUGGAUCCCCUCAAGACCCAGGUGUGAAGAAUGAGAAUGUGGUACGCACAUGGCUCUCCAUGCACUUCCGAAGGUCUUUGCUUGUCAACCUUCCGGCUUGGCUGUGCCUCGUCAGCGCCACAGCUGUGGUCCUAAUUAAUGGUCUGGACUCAAAGCACUAG